Molecule: messenger RNA, 4008 nt
Organism: Menidia menidia (Atlantic silverside)
Lineage: Eukaryota; Metazoa; Chordata; Actinopteri; Atheriniformes; Atherinopsidae
Source: the annotation of a GenBank genome assembly
UAAUAGCUCCGGCUGCGCCUCGGUGUAGGCCUACUUCAGACGCGCGCAGAGCCUGAAGGUCGGAGUGCUGCGUGUGCGUGUGUCAGAUACACUGCAGGCUACUGAGGCGGCAUCAGACUCAGCAAGGCAUUUCUCUUUACCCCGACAAACCUUCAGGGGGCUUUUAGCAUUUGUUCGGUCUGAGGUCUCUGGAAAACAUCUGAUUCAUCUGAUUCAUUUUUUGUAACCAGUCCCAGAUGCGUCAUUGUGAGCGUGUGUGCGCCUGAGCGCAGCGCCGUGAGUCUGUCAGUGCAUGAGAAUUAGGGGAGAAUAUCUGCUGUCUCGACUAAGGGAGGGAAAGAAAAAGCGUGUGGAUUUUUCGAUCAUAAAUUUUUAGGUAUGAACGCAGAUACGUGCGUCUCAUACUGCGAUAUGACAUCGAUGGAUUCGUAUUAUAGUGCAUCUGCUGCGCCGGGUAGGGAUCACCAGGCGAGCCCUUUCAGGACUUUCCCGAGCACUGAAACCAAAUACAGCCCCACUUUCAUCCCGGGAAAAGGGCAGGCGUACGGAGAGAAGUGCCGUAGUCCUUUCCAGUCCGAGUGCCAGUCGCUGGACGGCGCCGAGGAGAGCACGUUUAACAAAUACCAGCUCUUCAUGCAGAGACCGACCUGCAAAACUCCACCCGAAGGCAGCAAGCUGCACCCGGACAGCGGACACAACGGGACCCUCAUUCCCUGCUAUGGUAAAGACAGCCUAGCUGAGUCUGAGUUGCCCUCAAGUGUGGACGCUCCUGGGAUGGAAGGCAGCUACCUGAACCUAAAGGAACCUGGCGUAAAAGGGCCAAGCGAGCGUCCAGGGUCAGACCUUUCCAGUCCCCUGGAAAAAAGUGAGGCUGAGAGCAACAAAGGCAAGAAGAGACGCAAUCGUACCACAUUCACCAGCUACCAGCUGGAGGAGCUGGAGAAGGUUUUCCAGAAAACACACUACCCAGAUGUGUAUGCCCGUGAGCAGCUGGCACUGAGGACGGAUCUGACAGAGGCUCGUGUUCAGGUGUGGUUUCAGAAUCGCAGAGCCAAGUGGAGAAAGAGAGAGCGUUUUGGCCAGAUGCAGCAGGUCCGCACGCACUUCUCGACCGCUUAUGAAUUGCCUCUGCUCACCCGGCCUGAGAACUAUGCACAGAUCCAGAACCCGUCGUGGAUUGGCAGCAGCAGUGGAGCAUCUCCAGUGCCGGGCUGUGUUGUCCCUUGCGACUCUGUUCCCUCCUGCAUGCCCCCUCACCCUCAUGGUCCCGGAGGUGUUUCUGACUUCCUGGGAGUGCCCAGUCCAGGAAGCAGCCACAUGGGACAGACACACAUGGGUAGCCUGUUUGGGGGUGCGGGAAUCAGCGGGGGAAUCAAUGGCUAUGAUAUCAACGUGGAUCCAGACCGCAAGUCCUCCAGCAUAGCGGCGCUGCGUAUGAAGGCCAAGGAACACAGUGCCGCCAUUUCUUGGGCUACAUGAUGCCCCGGCGUGGUUUUACCCUGCCCCCACAAGACCCCGUCUAUAGAGCAGCCAUCAGCGAGCACUGAGGGGUAGGAGGGGAUUUCCCUGACAGUCUUAAUGAUAACACAGGUCAAAUGAACAGAGAGAGACUGUGGAGAUAAGAGAGGCCAUAAGAGCGGCCAACGAAAGCAAGAUAGCUGUGACUAUGACAAUCAGCAGAUGCUGAAAGUGAGAGAAAUACAAAGAUGCAACUUAGAUGAGGAUGGUCCAUAGAAGUUCAUCAUUGAUUCCUUGAUCUCUCAGGUCUCACUUAAACGUACGAUUUAGACCCCAAUAAACUGGGUCAUUUUUCAGAAACACACACAUAUGGUUUACUAAACAUCUUCGAAAGCGAAUGUACCAAUACUGUGCCAAAACCACCCUUUUCAUUUAGAAUCAUUCACAGCAAUGAGCAGGGAUCACAUUAUUGUACUUGAUCAAAGCUUUAUAUCCCCCAUAGAGCAGCACUCAUGGCUUCAUAACUGCCACUUUACACAUUUCUUUAAUAUUGCAUAAAUCAGUUCAAAUACCUUUGUAAACAAGGUUUGAAAUUUGUAAGCAGUCAAAAGCAAGUUAACUUACAGUGAGCAAUCUCAGAUGUAAAUAAAGGACUGGAAUUUUACUUUGAGUAAUAUUCUAUUGUAAACUACAAUUACGACAGAAAACAAUAACUUUGUCCAAACCUGCUGUGGGUAUUUCACGUCUCUGCCAGGAAGGACAGAGGUAUAUUGCUGUAAGGAAAGCUAAUCAAGCGAGAACAGGCAUGGAGUACCGUUUUGGUCUGGGUAUCUGACAGGCACCCCAUUGGCAGUAAUUUCAAACCAUCUUGUCACUUCCCCUCAUUGGGCUGCAUCCACAGGUCCCCCAGCUAAGCUGGGGCUUCAGGUUACAGGAAACGGUGUCUCCAAGGGCAGACGUAGGCCAGCGUUGCACAGCAGCAACCUUCAACAGUAACUAACCAUGCCAGCUUUAAUCAACAACCAACAGGGGUAGACAAACUUAAUUAGCAUCAAUGCAAGCAGUCCAUACCUGUGAACAGCACAGUGUGUCAUGGGGUACACGGUGAGAACAUUCACCGAACACAUGCUGAAAUAAUUAGUUUAUAGUCAGACUUUGGUCCAAUAGAGAUCAGUCUUAGAUUUGUUGCUUGCACACAGAGAAUUUAUGAAUGACUGCAGGUCAAAUCAGUGACCCUCCUAAGUAGUGUUCUGUAAUUACUGUUUGUAAUUCGAAGAUAUUUGAGUUGGACUAAAAGGAAUUUGGUGAGCAUGCCCGAUGAUUGCAGGGGUAUCUGUGAGUGUAACCCCCACCCACAAAGACCUGCCACCAGAGCUGGGCUUAAGGCUAAACCUAGAGACAGUUUUCAUUAGUCUUUUGGCAGAUCUUUCUGUGAUGCCUGCUACAAAACAAAAGCAUAUUAGUCAUGUCUUCUUGUGUCUAGUCAGCACAGUAUCCGAAGGUAUUUAUUUUUUUGUGACAUAAGAAGAAGAAAUCAAGGAAGAUUAAGAGUGCUAAUCUUUUGGAGAAAUGACUGAAAUCGAAUACUUCCAAAUACACUUUUUAUGAAACUUAGCUACAGUUGCUGCAGCACUCUGGAAUUAAAGGUUCUGCACAUUCAAAUUACAUAAUGUUUAGAUGGAGCGCUUUCCACUCAGAAAUACCAGUGUGUGAUGACAUCAUGAUUUUGUUUGACCUUCUAAAUUUAUAUAAUCUACACACGUGGGUUUAUUUACUGUGGACAAAUAUCAGAAAAUAAGAAUAAAAUGCCACAAAAAUGAGUGAAAAUCCAAAAUGAAAAGUUCCCAUUAAAAACAGCAUGUGGGCAAGAUUAAUUUAUGUCGAGCUACAAAGGUGGCCGAGUUCCAUCAUGUUAUCAUAUUGACUUUCUGUGUCUGGUCUUUCCUCAGUGUUCCUCCUCCUCUGCAGCUCCAUUUAAGUUGAUACUACUGAAAUAAAGCAAUUUAAAUACAUGUUGAUAAUGGUGUGUUGUAUGAAUGUGAAGAAUUCAAAUGAUAUUGUUCCUCUGCUUGUAAAUGUUGUUUUUUUUGCUUUUUCUGUUGUAUAUUGGGCCUCCAGAGAUAAACCAAUGUAUUACAGUAACAGUGCCAAGAAUUCUACGGUUCUAUUUGCUCUUUUGAAAAGUCAGCUUUCACUUUUACUGAGAGACUAGUUUUUCUAAUGUUCAUUUUUAAGACCGUAAGCAGCUUUUUUGUAUAUUAAUCAAGUACUUCUACCGUUGAUUGUGCCAAAUCAUGCAAUAACUUAUUGCACUUGUGUCUUUUGAUAUUUGCUGGGGUAGUUGCCUCUUCUCAAUGUCAGAUGGGGGGGCUUUCAUUCCCAGUAGUCAAGAACUGUCUCCUUAGUCCGUCCAUAUUUAGUAUUGUGAACAGCAUCAAUGGGGUUUCCUCAGGUGUUGUAAUUUGUUUAUACAGAAUCAACUUGUUAUUUGCGUCCAUUGUGGUUUUGAGUCUAUUUUGAAAUAAAUGGAUCUCUGGUGGUUGAAAGAGU